Austrofundulus limnaeus is the source of this 1992-nucleotide messenger RNA. Its product is annotated as serine-rich adhesin for platelets. Lineage: Eukaryota; Metazoa; Chordata; Actinopteri; Cyprinodontiformes; Rivulidae. Bases 134 to 1258 code for a protein of 374 amino acids. The transcript is spliced from 10 exons. The record is from RefSeq and is a predicted model, not a curated record.
UCAGCAGGAAGCAAGGGAGGAAAGUGACAAAGAGCGACAGAAAAAAAAGGGAACUCCAGAGAAAGAGAGGAAGAACUUGCAGAGUGGGCCACAGGCCGGACAAAGAGCUGUCUGCCUUUCUUCCAGCGGGAUAAUGGCUUCUGUAAAGAGGACAGGCACCCUGCACCUCCUUCUUUUAGGACUWCUUCUACCUCCAGUAUUAGUGGCGGGACAAACAGAGACCUCCACCACUCCAYCUUCCACAGCGAUGGACACCAGCAAUACAGCGACCACCAUGACUCAUUCCACUGUCUCCGUCACUAAUGGAGGUAUUGUAACAACCACCCCCACCCAGUCUCUCACAUCCACCUCCGGAGGCUCAGACUCAAGCACCUCCCAGUCUCACACAUCCCCCUCUGAACGGAUGACAUCCAGCAGCACGCUCUCUGCCACAAGCACCUCCGGAGGCUCAUCGCCCCACACCGCCCUCACAAGCAUCCCUGAAGGUUCAAGCACGAUGAGUUCAUCUCCCACCACAAGUUCAAGUCUCUCAGCAUCAACAAUGACCUCAUAUGGUAUGGGCGUAACAUCAAAUGCUACUUCAAUGAACAUGACACAUCUGCGUUGCCCUUCGUUCUUGUGCUCCUACUCUGAAUGCUACUUGAUGUACACCAGUACGAACGCCUCGAUGUGUGCUAACGCAAGUUAUUGUCAGCUGAUGAGGAGCGAGGGCAUGUUGUACAAGGCCAGCUGCAGUGCCUCCUGUGCAGAAAGCUGCAACAGCACUUCUCAGGUCAACUGCUCCGUGAGCUGCUGCAACUCCACCGGAUGCCUCAAUGGCACUUUUGCAUCCAUGAUGGCGACAACUACAAUGGCCACAACRACAAAAAGCACAGCCCAGUCAACCUCCACGACCUCAACAACCGCAAACAAGGGAAACAAAUGCCUAAAGGGUACAUGCAGUGGGGACAAGUGCUACACAUCGUUUAACGUGCUCGAAACAUGCUCCUCCACACAGCCACACUGCCAGCUAAAACAGAGUACCACUGCAACAUGGACUGCAGGUUGUGCCAACUGCACAAGUGAGACSGCUUGCAGCCCCUCCACACAAACCUCGUGUGUUCAGGAGUGCUGCACCGCCACCAYGGCAUCCUCCUGCCUGUUCUUGAACGGCACGUCGAAUAUUUUUGGCUACUCUUCUGCCACCAGAGGCCCUCAUUUCCAGACCAGUUUGAUUGUUUUCUUGCUUUGCCUGCUUUCUGUCACACUGCUGAUGUGAGAGGAAGAGCAUGCAUCUGCUCAGCUGCUGUGUUGGUCRUUAUUCCUGCCAGAAGCCUUAUGGCACUCCAGAAAUGAAGCUAUUGUAAGAGAUCAACACAUUUCUGCACUUGUAUAUUGCUGAUUUUCGUUUAUGAUUGCAUUCAAGAAUUACAUUAUUGAUUAUUUUACUUUCUGUUCAAGACCCAAUUAUCUUUGAUCAAUGAGGAUUAAAAGAAAUAUCAGUUAAGAAAAACGAGACUGAAGCAACUAAUUUCAUCAGUUCCCAUCCAGGAUUUGAAUCUCAUUGUUAAAUAAAAACAUAAAAUAAAUAUAUUUUUUACUUGUAUAUUUGCUAGGACUCCUGUAAAGUGUUUUUGACAAUGAUCAUCCCUUUAUUUAGUCACUGAUUGGGAUUUUAAAAUGAAAUCAAUGCAGCUUUACUUCUAUUUGCACUUUAUGUAACACAAAUGCUGAGCUGUWACAGGAAGUUACGUUUAAGUCUUGUUUUUAGUUGUAACCUUUACACAACCUGCAAUGCACUACUCUCAAAUGCAUUUUAUCUUGUAUUUUUUUGUGCUUUGUGAACUGGAUGUCUACUGUGUGGUUUUUAAAGUUAUAUUUUAUGGUAUAGUAGGGUGAUGUAAAUCUUAAAUGAAAUCAGAAACACGUCAUGUUAAUCUAGAUCCGUGUACAGUAAACAAAAAAUAGACAGAUUAUUCCUUCAAAUGAAAUAAAUUUCUAUAUCUCUCGUGA